UCUUUGAUCCACUAGGUCUAUUAGCGCCAUGCACGGUCCAGCCAAAAAUGCUUCUCCAGCAACUGUGGAAAAGAGGGUUAGACUGGGAUGAGCCAGUCCCAGAAGAUCUACAAAGGGCAUGGCAUAAAAUUAGAGAAGGCUUUCCACUAUUAUCGGACUUAACUAUCCCACGAAGAGUGUUAUGCGAUGAAACAAACAACAUACAACUACAUUCCUUCAGUGACGCAUCUAUGCACGCCUAUGGCGCCUGCAUCUAUCUAAGGUCUAUCAACAAAGACGGCGAUAUUACAGUCCAACUACUAUGUGCCAAAUCGAGAGUAGCUCCAACCAAGCCGCCAUUAACAAUACCAAAAUUAGAAUUGCUAGGAGCUCUACUCGCUGCUAAUCUAUCAAAGUUGGUGCUGGAGUCCCUACGAUGUCCUGUUUCAAAAAGCGUACACUGGUGUGAUUCUAGAGUCGUACUCGCAUGGCUAAACAACAGUCCCAGUAAACUGAAGAGUUUCGUGGCCAACAAGGUUGUCGAAAUCUGCGAAAACACAAAUCUGUCUUCUUGGCGCUACGUACCUACUGCUUCCAAUCCGGCUGACUACAUCUCACGCGGCGUAUCACCAGAGAAACUACGCAAACUACAAGAUUGGUGGACUGGGCCCUCUUUCCUUGCAAUGGAAGACACCCAAUGGCCAGUUAUAGAACAGACGAACAACAACAAUACUUCACAUGAAGCAGACUUACCUGAGAUGAAAGUCCUAGUAACAAUCCAAUCCGACAAUGACCCGAUAAUAAAGAUAGAUAAUUAUUCACAACUCAACCGACUAACGCGGACAUUAGCUUAUAUUUUGAGAUUUAUUCAUAAUUCUAAAAACAAAAAUGCCAAAAUAACAGGAUCUCUCUCGGCUAGCGAACUAAAUAAAUCAUUAGCAUAUCUAGCAAAACAAUCACAAAAGGAAUCUUUCGAAAAGGAAUACGACGCGCUACGGAAGGGCCAACAAUUAUCAACUAAUUGUAAAAUUACAUCCCUAAACCCAUUUCUAGAUGAUGAUGGUAUUAUGAGAGUGGGUGGUAGAUUAAAUAAGUCAAACUAUAGCCACAACAAGAAACAUCCUAUAAUUUUAGAUGGAAAACACAGACUCACCAAACUAAUCUUCGAAAGGGAGCAUUUACGUCAGCUGCAUGGAGGCCCUCAGCUUAUACUGUACUCGGUCCGACAGACAAUAUGGCCAAUCGGUGGCCGACAAUUAGCUAGGAGUACAGUCCGCGCAUGUGUGGUAUGUCGUCGACAUAAAGGCCAAACGCUCACACCUAUGAUGGGGAAUUUACCGUCUGAACGCAUCACUCCUGCAUUCCCGUUCCAAACUAUAGGAAUGGAUUUUGCUGGCCCAUUCAAUAUCAUAAACAAAAAGGGUCGCGGAGCUAGGGUUUCAAAAUGCUAUCUGUGUCUAUUUAUUUGUUUUAGAUAUAAAUGCGUUCAUUUAGAGGCAGUUAGCGAUCUCUCAAAAGAAGCCUUUAUACUAGCUUUGCGUCGGCUAAUUUCUCGAAGAGGGAUACCGCGGGAAAUUUAUUGUGAUAAUGGCCGUAACUUUGUUGCAGCAGCAAAACAACUGGGUCAAUUUAUUAAGAAAAAUGCGAACAAUCUCUUAGAAUUUGCUACGACUAAGUCAAUUACCUUUAAAUUUCAACCUCCAUAUGCUCCUCAUUUUUCGGGUCUGUCAGAAGCCGGCAUUAAAUCGGCUAAGCACUUAAUCAAAAGAGCCAUAGGCAAUUCUCAUUUUACCUUUGAAGAGUUAUGUACUUUAUUUGCACAGGUUGAGGCGAUACUGAAUAGCCGUCCUUUAUCCCCGUUAUCCUCCACUCCUGACGAUUACCUUCCUCUUUCUCCAGGACAUUUCCUAAUUGGCCGGCCGCUGACAUCUAUACCAUCUACAGACCCUUCAGAACCGGAACGGCCCUGCCAGACACGCUACGAGCUGCUGGAAAGAGUUCGUCGACAGUUUUGGAAACGCUGGCAGAAAGAAUAUAUCUCCGAAUUACAGGAACGCAAAAGGUGGAAGAAAAACACACCAAGCUUGGCAAUGGGGGAUCUUGUUAUCAUACAAGAGGACAACACUCGACCACUGGACUGGCGCCUUGGACGUGUCACCCAACUAUUUCCGGGUGACGAUGGCAUUGCACGCGUCGCGGAGGUGAAAACAACAAGAGGAGUUAUACGUCGUGCCCUCACUCGCUUGUGCCCCCUGCUGGACAAAUCGGGCCCCGAGCAUGUUCGCGCUUAACCGCGCUUUAGACCGCCUCCCCCGCACCGCAGGCGCCACCCCCACCAAACGCGAGCGCAACGACGCGCACGCCCCGCAAAACCAGUCUGAAAUUAGUCUGCGAGCAAGCAACAGGGGAAGAAACUUAACUGUGAAAUUUGUAACUAU
Messenger RNA from Papilio machaon (common yellow swallowtail), 2417 nucleotides. RefSeq lists its product as uncharacterized. NCBI's taxonomy places the organism in Eukaryota, Metazoa, Arthropoda, Insecta, Lepidoptera, Papilionidae. The transcript has a single exon. The record is from RefSeq and is a predicted model, not a curated record. Bases 48 to 2270 code for a protein of 740 amino acids. Gene Ontology annotation, molecular function: nucleic acid binding. Gene Ontology annotation, biological process: DNA integration.